UCCAAAUCAUUCAUGUCUGAAUUAGUGCUAGCCCAUGACAUACAACUGUACCAGAAAUACAUAAUUAUUCUCAAGAAAAAUUCAAUAUCAUGAAAAUAAGUACAAAAAUGAAUAUCAUCAAAAAGUCUAACUUUUCUUAAAGCAUACUCCCUAGCAUGCACUCUCUAUAUAUGCAACCUCUCAUUCCUCAAUUCUAUUCUCUCUGCUUCCUCCGAUCCAUUCUCUCAUCCCCAGAGCAUCUCCUUGCUGAAGUAGCUAGCCUAGCCAGUGAAGUUCUUGCUGGUCAAUGGUGCGCAUGGCAAGCAAGGGAGGCAACAACGGCGGCAGCGGUGGCCGGGAGGUGAAGAAGCCGACGCUGCUGCUGGGGCGGUACGAGGUGGGGAAGCUGCUGGGGCAGGGCAACUUCGCCAAGGUGUACCACGCGCGCAACGUGCUCACGGGCGAGGAGGUGGCGAUCAAGGUGAUGGAGAAGGAGAAGAUCUUCAAGUCCGGGCUGACGGCGCAUAUCAAGCGCGAGAUCGCCGUGCUCCGGCGGGUGCGCCACCCGCACAUCGUGCAACUCUACGAGGUCAUGGCCACCAAGCUGCGCAUCUACUUCGUCAUGGAGUACGUGCGCGGCGGCGAGCUGUUCGAGCGCGUCGCGCAGGGUCGCCUGCGGGAGGAAGACGCGCGGCGCUACUUCCAGCAGCUGGUGUCCUCCGUCGCCUUCUGCCACGCGCGCGGGGUGUACCACCGGGACAUCAAGCCCGAGAACCUCCUCGUCGACGACGCCGGCGACCUCAAGGUCUCCGACUUCGGGCUCUCCGCCGUCGCCGAACAGAUGCGCCACGACGGGCUCUUCCACACCUUCUGCGGCACGCCGGCGUACGUCGCGCCGGAGGUGCUCUCCCGUCGCGGCUACGCCGCCGCCAAGGCCGACCUAUGGUCCUGCGGCGUCGUGCUCUUCGUCCUCAUGGCCGGCUACCUCCCCUUCCAGGACCGCAACCUCGUCGGCAUGUACCGCAAGAUCCACAGGGGCGAAUUCCGCUGCCCCAGGUGGUUCUCCCCCGAGCUCACGCGCCUCCUCCGCCGCGUCCUCGACACCAACCCGCAGCGCCGCGCCACCGCCGACGAGAUCAUGGAUAACGAGUGGUUCAAGAUCGGCUUCCGCCGCUUCUCCUUCCGCAUCGAGGACGACCGCUCCUUCACCUGCUUUGAACUGGACGACGAAGGCAUCGACGCGUCCACCUCGCCGCCCGAGCCCGGCACGCCGCGGACGGACGGCGGGAACGCUCCCGCGCAACUAAUUAAAAAGGCGUCCGGGCUGACGUCGUGCGGGUCGGCGCCGUCGCUGCUGCAGCUGGAAGGGCCCAACGGGCUUGGCGGGAGUAGUAGGCGGAGAUCGAGCCUGAACGCGUUCGACAUCAUCUCGUUCUCGAGGGGGUUCGAUCUCUCAGGCUUGUUCGUGGACGGCGAGGCGGCAGGGACCGGUGACCCGGAGAAGCAGCACCACCCGGCGGCAACGCGGUUCGUGUCGGCGGCGCCGGUGGAACGGAUCCUGGCGACGCUGGAGGGGGCCGCGACGGCGGCAGGCAUGGCGGUGCGCGAGAGGGACGACGGGUCGAUCAGCAUGGAGGGGACGCGGGAGGGCGAGCACGGUUCUCUGGUGGUGGCCGCGGAGAUCUACGAGCUCACGCCGGAGCUAGUGGUGGUGGAGGUGCGGCGCAAGGCCGGCUGCGCCGCCGAGUACGAGGAAUUCUUCCGGUCGCAGCUCAAGCCCAGCCUGCGCGACCUCGUCUGCGACGUCGAGCGGCCACGCCUCCAAUCCGACGAGCUCUCGCGGAGCCUAUGAGCUCUGAUCGUGGCGCGCAUUUCACGCGUGCACGCGUGCGCAUGCAUGCACGUUCGCCCGUCGUCUGUGGCUUAUUGCCGCCCGUACAAUUACAUGUAGAAAUGUACGUACGUGUGAGAGGGAUUUUAUACGUAUACAGUGAUACAUCAAAACAUUCUUUUUGCAGUGCUGUGGUCUUGUGGGUGGUAUUGGGAAGCAUCCAUACAUGACACUGCUUUGCGUACGUAUCAAAAGGGGGGAAAUUCAAAACAAAUGUAAAUUU
Phragmites australis (common reed) is the source of this 2093-nucleotide messenger RNA. RefSeq names its product putative CBL-interacting protein kinase 13. Bases 287 to 1831 code for a protein of 514 amino acids. The record is from RefSeq and is a predicted model, not a curated record. NCBI's taxonomy places the organism in Eukaryota, Viridiplantae, Streptophyta, Magnoliopsida, Poales, Poaceae. The transcript has a single exon. Gene Ontology annotation, biological process: signal transduction; protein phosphorylation. Gene Ontology annotation, molecular function: protein kinase activity; ATP binding.